Molecule: messenger RNA, 3191 nt
Organism: Castor canadensis (American beaver)
Lineage: Eukaryota; Metazoa; Chordata; Mammalia; Rodentia; Castoridae
Gene: Ncoa5
Product: nuclear receptor coactivator 5
Biological process (GO): regulation of signal transduction
Cellular component (GO): nucleoplasm
Source: RefSeq, a predicted model, not a curated record
AUUGCCUCGUGCCCGCGCCGGUCGGUUGGUGGCGCCUUUGUCCUACGGCGGGCAGGUGGGCUGAGGCGCAAGCGACAGCGGCGGGCCUGAGGCGAAGGAGCGGAAGGGAGCCCGCCGCGCUGGUAGCGAUAUUAAUAAGGCAGCGGAAAGAAGAAAUAUGAAUACGGCUCCAUCAAGACCCAGCCCCACACGAAGGGAUCCAUAUGGCUUUGGAGACAGUCGAGAUACAAGACGUGAUCGAUCUCCAAUUCGAGGAAGUCCAAGAAGAGAGCCCAGGGAUGGCAGAAAUGGCCGGGAUGCCCGGGAUAGAGACAUUCGAGAUCCCCGAGACUUGCGGGAGCACAGAGACAGCAGGGACAUUCGGGAUCACAGAGACAGCAGAAGUAUGCGCGAUGCUCGGGACAUGAGGGAUCUUAGAGACUUUCGUGACCUAAGAGACUCUAGAGAUUUUCGAGAUCACCGGGACCCCAUGUAUGAUCGAUACAGAGACAUGAGGGAUUCUCGGGACCCCAUGUACAGAAGAGAAGGCUCUUACGACCGAUACCUGCGGAUGGAUGACUAUUGCAGGAGAAAGGAUGACUCUUACUUUGACCGUUACAGAGACAGCUUUGAUGGACGAGGACCUCCUGGCCCGGAAAGUCAGUCUCGUGCAAAAGAGCGUUUGAAACGUGAGGAACGACGUAGAGAAGAGCUUUAUCGUCAAUAUUUUGAGGAAAUCCAGAGACGCUUCGAUGCAGAGAGACCUGUGGAUUGUUCUGUGAUUGUAGUCAACAAGCAGACAAAAGAUUAUGCUGAGUCUGUUGGAAGGAAGGUGCGAGACCUAGGCAUGGUUGUGGACUUGAUCUUCCUCAACACAGAGGUGUCACUGUCACAAGCCUUGGAGGAUGUUAGCAGGGGAGGGUCUCCUUUUGCUAUUGUCAUCACCCAGCAACACCAGAUUCAUCGUUCCUGUACAGUCAACAUCAUGUUUGGAACUCCACAAGAGCAUCGCAACAUGCCGCAGGCAGAUGCCAUGGUGCUAGUGGCCAGAAAUUAUGAGCGCUACAAGAAUGAGUGCCGCGAGAAGGAACGUGAGGAGAUUGCCAGACAGGCAGCCAAGAUGGCCGAUGAAGCCAUCCUACAGGAAAGAGAGCGAGGAGGCCCCGAGGAGGGAGUGCGUGGGGGGCACCCUCCAGCUAUUCAGAGCCUCAUCAACCUGCUGGCAGACAACAGAUACCUCACUGCUGAAGAGACUGACAAGAUCAUCAACUACCUGCGAGAGCGGAAGGAGCGGCUUAUGAGGAGCAGCACCGACUCUCUGCCUGGUGAGCUACGUGGCAGGGCCGAGGCCCGAUUUCCCGCCAACCACUCGGGGCGACCUCGGGUGCCUCGCUGAAGACACAGCCAAGCUCCCAACAGCUCCAAAGCGGUCAAGUGCUCCCCUCUGCUACACCCACUCCAACUGCACCCCCCACCUCCCAGCAAGAGCUUCAGGCCAAAAUCCUCAGCCUCUUCAAUAGUGGUACGGUUGUGGCCAGCAGCAGCUCUGCAUCCCCCUCAGUUGCUGCCGGAAGCACCCAGAACCAGAAUUUUUCCACAGCAGCCAACAACCAGCCUCAGCCAAGAUCACAGGCCUCUGGCAAUCAGCCUCCAAACAUUUUGGGACAGGCAGGAUCUGCUCGGAACAUGGGCCCCAGGCCUGGGGCUCCUUCCCAAGGGCUCUUUGGCCAGCCUUCCAGCCGCCUGGCACCUGCCAGCAACAUGGUUGGCCAGAGGCCUGUGUCUUCCACAGGUAUUAACUUUGACAAUCCAAGUGUACAGAAGGCUCUGGACACCCUGAUCCAGAGUGGCCCUGCUCUAUCCCACCUGGUUAGCCAAACUGCAGUACAGGUGGGGCGGCCCCAGGCCCCCAUGGGAUCUUACCAGAGGCAUUACUGAGGCUCAAUCGUUCCACUAUCCCCAGCCCCCUCCUCUCCUGGCCUCCUCCCACUUCAUUCUAAGUAGAGUUGUUUGGAGGAUGUUCUUUGAGCUUUCCAGGUCUACAUCAAAUGUCCUAAGUUUCUACCACCUGCUCUAUCUUCUACCCAAGGCUGUGUUGCUUAUUAACAGAAUCAAUUUACACCGCAUUUGGGGGUAUAUCGUUUCGGUAGAAAAUAAAUGUCUGGGGUUGCUUGGGCAGUAUGGGUGUCUGGGCUCAGUUUGCAAGUGAUGGCGUUUCUCUGGUCCCUGUCUGCUGGAUUUGAAAGGAAGAAGCCAAGCCCCAGCUGGCUGAGUUUGGAGAUGCCAUUUGUCCUGUCAGUAGCCACCACCUUUCUUCAUUUUGAACCUACCAAGGCUUUCCACCUCAUACACAUCACCCAGAGCUGAGUUCCUGUCUAGGUUUGCAGAGGAGCAGAUCAGGCCUGGCAGGCACAGUGUCAUUGUGCCCCAUCCCACGUUCUCAAGGACUCAGAUCAGCUGCCCUAGAAGCCACAGAAAGAGGAGUUCUGCCUCUGUCAGGGUGAUGGUUUUUUGGGAGUCAUUUUGGUUAUCCAUUUUUUUGUUUCAUUUUCAUUUUGUUGGAGAUCUCCAGAGGACUGAACAGCUCAGCUCACCAGCAGUUUGACACAAACUGUGAACCUGAACCCCACCACUCUUCCUCCAUAUUUCUGUCAGCACCUGUGAGUCAGCUCUGAGAAGGAAGCUCUAGUCUGGCAGUGGACACUUCAUCUUUUCAGUGAUUUGUUUUGAGCUUUUGGUUCAAACACCCCAGGUGUUUUGUUUUCUUCUACACUCUUGUUCUGUUUUGUGAGCAGCAGGAGGUAGGGACCAUUUUGAUGUCAGACUUUUGGUUACCUGGAUGUGUUCUUGAUACAGACGGCGUUCAUAACUUUUGAGCCAGAAUGAGAUUGUUAGAGGGAGGGCAGCUGGCUGCUGCUCUGAAUGGAGCCAAAGGAAGCUGCCCUCUCCCUGGGGAUUGUGCUGUAGAGAGCCCUGUGGAUCAAGUCUUUGGGGGGGGCCCUGGCAGGGUGAGGGAGAGCAGUGACUGCAGCUGAGUCCCCGCCAGUGGCUGAGCAAACAAUGGUUUUAAAACUCAAGGUCCCCAAAUGGCAGCAGUUAAUGUUCUGAUCUGUUUGUGUUAUAUAGUGUUUUGUUUUGUUUUGUUUUUUCCCUCUUUGGAACUCUUGUGUUGUUUAAAAAAAAAUGAAAUGAUUACUUUUUAAUUAAAAUGA